AUGCGUCUUUCUUUUGAACGUACGCGGGCCAUCCAAAUAAGGAGUGCGUCCCAGUCCGUCGUGUGCCUACUUUUAGACUUCAACCAUCUCAUUCUCGCUGGCGACGGCCGCUUCACUCGCCCUCUCCCUCAUUUUCCUCAUCGGAUUAUACACUCUUUCAUCGCGCCGAAGUACGAGUUUCUGAACAGCAACUUCAGGCGCACGGGCGAGAAGCUCUUCAAAUUUCGCGUCUUGCAGCAUACGGUUGUGGCUCUGUCAGGCGAGGAGGCCCGCAAGGUGUUCUUUAAUGAUAAGCGACUUAACUUCAACGAAGGAUAUCGCCUCUUCCUCGGCGGGGCGCCUCAAUUGUCGGACAUCAACAUGCUCGAUGCCGACGACGCUGCGAUCAAGUUUUUCUAUAAGUAUUUCCAGCUCGUUCUCACAAAGGAGAGGAUCAUGAACGUGCUUCCGUUCCUCCUUGACGGCAUGCAUAAACGGAUGCAAAUUUGGGGAAGCAAGGGCCGAAUCAACCCCUUCAAGGAAAUCUACGAUCUUGUCUUUUGGAUGACGAUCCGCAUGGCGUCGUGUAGCGAGCUUGCGGACGACACCGAGGCUUCGGCGCGCUUCGAGGAAAACUUUUGGACGCUUGAACAGAGCUCGACACCGGUAGCGCUGCUCCUGCCGUGGUUCCCGAGCCGGGCUAAGCGGAACCGGGAGCGUGCGACACGAGAGUUGUAUUCGAUGCUACAGGGCUACAUUGAUAAGAGGCGUAACGCAGACGUGCCCAGCGCAGACACAAUCGACCUACUUCUGCAAGAUGGAGCAGAGGACGCCGAGAUCAUUCAGUUCAUACUGUCCGUCAUCUUCGCCGGCGUCACCAAUACCGGCAUGAUCGUGUGCUGGAUUCUGCUCUAUUUCGACCAAAACCCCGAGUGGAAGGCAAAGGUGUCUGCAGAGGUGCACAACCUCCUGUGCACUCGCACGGAUAGCACUGGAGUUGCGCUCCUACACGAACGGUUGGCUGCACUCCCGAUGGCCGCGAUAGAGGAGGAAACACCCGCCCUUGAGCUGGUCAUUCGUGAGACCAUCCGCCUCAUACUUGCUAACGGCACCGUGCUGCGGCGAAACGUCGCUAAGGAAUUGCGCAUCGGAGACCAGAUCGUCCCACGCGAUGCGUUCAUGGCGUACAAUCUCGCAGACGUGCACCUCGAUCCAGAGCUGUAUCCGGAUCCGACGAACUUCGACCCAGCACGGUUCGAGGCAGGACGCGAGGAGGACAAAAAGACCACCUUUGGGUAUCUCGGUUGGGGCGCCGGCAGACACCCGUGCGUGGGCAUGAAGAUCGCGAAGUUGGAGAUCAAAAUGGUCGUCGCGUUGUUCCUCGUGGGGUACGAUUACAAGCUCGUCGAUGCCAACGGCCACUUCCCAGACCCGUUCCCCGUGCGCGACCCGAACGACUUGCUGAAGGCACGGCCUAUGGGGAAACCAUGCUUCAUAGACUUCGAGCGCAUCGUCGACUAA
This is a messenger RNA of Sparassis crispa, 1500 nucleotides long. RefSeq lists its product as hypothetical. The record is from RefSeq and is a predicted model, not a curated record. Gene Ontology annotation, molecular function: monooxygenase activity; oxidoreductase activity, acting on paired donors, with incorporation or reduction of molecular oxygen; heme binding. NCBI's taxonomy places the organism in Eukaryota, Fungi, Basidiomycota, Agaricomycetes, Polyporales, Sparassidaceae. The transcript has 14 exons. Bases 1 to 1500 code for a protein of 499 amino acids.